Messenger RNA from Aspergillus sclerotioniger CBS 115572, 860 nucleotides. Its product is annotated as class I SAM-dependent methyltransferase. NCBI's taxonomy places the organism in Eukaryota, Fungi, Ascomycota, Eurotiomycetes, Eurotiales, Aspergillaceae. The coding region runs from base 42 to 860 and encodes 272 amino acids. The record is from RefSeq and is a predicted model, not a curated record. The transcript has 4 exons.
GUGGAUCGACAUCCGCAGGUACAAUCCUUGUGCAUCAUACAAUGGCUGCGCCCGACUACGUCUUCACUCGCGACUUCCUCGAUAACAACCGCAUCAAUCUUCAGCACUAUCUCUGGAUCGAGCUAUUUGGCUAUCACAUCCACCCUACUAUACCCACGAACCACCGGAACCUCAGGAUUGCCGAUAUCGGUACCGGUACAGGAAUAUGGUUGACGGACCUGGCCCGUCGACUUCCUAGCACGGUGUCUCUAGAUGGUCUUGAUAUCUCGUUUGGCGCCACUCCGCCGCCGAAAACCUUGCCGUCGAACGUGACCCUACAAUUGUACGAUGUGUUUUCUGAAACCCCAGAUCACCUGCGAGGAGUUUACGAUAUUGUUCACAUCCGGAACUUCUCCUUUGUCUUGAAGGACAAUGAAGCCGAACGAGUUACCCGCAACAUUCUAGAACUGCUAAAACCCGGCGGCUAUAUCCAAUGGGCAGAGCCUGAUGUGUCUUCCUUUCGGAUCGAGAAAACCCACCCGGAGUGUAAGGUCACAGCCCUCACGGAACUCAUCAAGGUGAGCCAGGGACAGGAUGCUCGGUUCCAUUCCACCUGGGUCCCCAGGCUUCCAAUGAUCUUCGAACAACUCGGGCUGGAGGAGGUGCAGUCGGACGUUAAAGAGGCCCCACCGUAUAUGGGCGUCGCAAAGCACGAGUGUAAUCUACUGAUCCAUGAACUGGUCGCCCGCAAAAGCCACAACGCGGUGGUGGCUCAGGAGUUGAAACGGAUUAUGCCAGAGGUGACUGAGGAAACUCAGCAAGGGGCAUAUUGGGCAUUCACACGGUGGACGAUAGUUGGCAGGAAAGCUGGAAUUGCCUAG